AUGGCUACGGAGAGACAAUACGAUCUGGUUCUUUUGGGCCCAACUGGCUAUACUGGCCGUCUCUGCUCAGAGCAUAUCGUCCAGAACCUCCCCACCGAUCUAAAAUGGGCAAUUGCAGGUCGUUCGCCGCAGAAGAUCCAUCCAAUUGCUGAGGAGCUCAAGAAACUCAACGCGGACCGUGUCCAGCCAGAUGUUCUUGCCGUGCAGCUCAACUCAAGCGAGUUGAAUGAGUUGGCGCAGAAGACAAGACUGAUUAUCAAUUGCGUGGGACCCUAUCACCUUUACUCAACUCCGGUGGUCGAGGCCUGCGCUACGCAUGGUACCCACUAUGUUGACGCGACCGGUGAGACCCCAUGGGUGAAGCUGAUCAUCGACAAGUACCACGAGACAGCCAAGAACAAUGGAGCGAUUAUUAUCCCUUCCGUUGGUGUCGAGAGUGCUCCAGCAGACGUACUCGCUUGGGCACUGGUCAAGCACGUGCGGGAGGAGUUAGCAACCGAAACCCGUCAGAUUGACUGCUGUAUCAAGGAGAUGAAGACAUCGGGUGCCAGCGGUGGCACGCUGAACACCAUUCUCAGCAUCUUCGAUUGGCUGCCGCCCUCCGAGGUGAUGAAGUCUCUGAAUCCUUUCUCGCUUGCAGCGUCUGCUCCGCCGAAGGAUAUCCCCAGCGAGUCCCUUAUUUCCAAGCUUGUCGGUGCUCGCUGGAUUCGAGAUCUCGGCACAGUGACCACGUCGCCCUCUGGCAUCGCCGAUGUGACCAUUGUGCAUCGCAGCAGCACUUUGAUGCCCGAGCUCUACGGCAAGCGAUUCUUCUUUCGCCAAUUUUUGCACGUGCGCAACUCUCUUAUCGGCAUUGCGGUGCACCUUGGCUUCCUCGUCGGAGUCUCGCUUCUAAUGAUCUCUCCCAUCCGCGCGCUGGUGCGUAGAUUUAUCUUCGCUCCAGGACAAGGUCCUACUGCCGAGUCGUCUAAGAAUGACCGCCUCGAGUAUCAUGCGGUUGCCACCGCUGAUCAGGAAGGCCCGGCGCCCAAGCGCGUCUUUGGAAAAUUCAGCUUCGAAGGUGGCAUGUACUUGUUGACCGGUUUGCUCCUGGCUGAAGCGGCAAUUGUCAUUCUCAAUGACGAAGAACGAGUGAAGAAGACUUCACGUGGCGGCAUCGUCACAUCGGCAACUUUGGGCCAAGACUUUGUUGACCGCCUCGAGAAGGUUGGAUGCCGUAUUGACACGAAGACAUUCCAACACUAG
Penicillium diatomitis is the source of this 1245-nucleotide messenger RNA. Its product is annotated as saccharopine dehydrogenase family protein. The record is from RefSeq and is a predicted model, not a curated record. Lineage: Eukaryota; Fungi; Ascomycota; Eurotiomycetes; Eurotiales; Aspergillaceae. The transcript has 5 exons. The coding region runs from base 1 to 1245 and encodes 414 amino acids. Gene Ontology annotation, cellular component: lipid droplet; mitochondrion; plasma membrane. Gene Ontology annotation, biological process: glycolipid biosynthetic process.